AUGAUGAACCUAGCAGUGGGUUAUACCUCACCAUCUGGUUGGGUCUUCUUCUAUGAAGAAGGUUGUGGCAAAGUUCCAUUGUCCUGGAAACGGGCACAUAUUACACCUGUUUUCAAAGGUGGGGACAAAUCACUUGUCACGAACUAUCGUCCUGUUGCUCUAACCUCAGUUUUUUGUAAACUCCUUGAGGGUUUUAUCGUUAAGAACAUCCAGGAACAUAUUAAUGCAAAUGGACUUCUCAACCCUGGGAAGCAUGGUUUUGUCUCUGAUGAUGUUCUUAUUUUUAGGAACAUCUAUUCAUCUGCAGAUGAACAUCAACUUCAAUCAGAUCUUGUUGCAUUGAAUUCUUGGUGUGCAAUAAAUGGAAUGACUUUUAACACCUCGAAGACAAAGGUGAUGCAUAUCACAAGAAGUAGACAUGCUAACCCACCUACCAAUUACUAA
Lytechinus variegatus (green sea urchin) is the source of this 444-nucleotide messenger RNA. RefSeq lists its product as uncharacterized. The record is from RefSeq and is a predicted model, not a curated record. NCBI's taxonomy places the organism in Eukaryota, Metazoa, Echinodermata, Echinoidea, Temnopleuroida, Toxopneustidae. Bases 1 to 444 code for a protein of 147 amino acids. The transcript is spliced from 3 exons.